GUGAAUGUUAGUAUUGUUGCCCUGGUGACCUCAUACCCUCCCCACCUCUUUGUCCUGUCUGUGGUUCACUAACACCCUAGUCAGAUUUGUUGAUCGAAAUUUUAUGCCAGGCGACUCGGCGUUUGUACAGAACUCAAGCCCGUGUUGCUUAUUCAACAAGAGCUUUUUAAUCUUAAUUGUCGGCUCUCGGUUUCAUUGGGAGGGAUUGACAUCGUUACAGCUGUCAACGAUGGGAGAAACAUAUAAAGUUUCUGAUAGUCCAAAGAUACAGAUCUUGGAGAAUAAGCUGGCAACGGAUCUGGCAGAACUGAAGCUAGAGAUUGAGGAAAGUGGAAUAUUACAAGGAGCACCAACACGACCCUUCAGUUCUGUUAGCAUACCGAAGGAUGUUUCCUAUUUCAGAAAGGAACGAGAACUGCUCCUAAAGAAAGGAUUGCAGGUGGCUGAAGCAAAACAACUUGUAAUCCAAGCAGAUGUAAUGCAGAGAGAGCUGGAGAGUUGCCUGAAACCGGAGUACACAGCCAAUAGCUUGCCUCUUCUCCUCCACCAGUUUUUUACAGAUCGGAUUCACCAGCUAGUUCAGUGCAAGUAUCUACACAUGCUCCGGUGGGAAAGGUUUUGUCGGCAUACAAAGCAUAUUGAGCAACUUUAUCCCCUCUACAAGAAACAGAUUUCUCAUAUUAUGAAAGAAUAUGAUGAUGCUGUUCAAAGGGCUCAAAGGCUUUCAAUAGCCCGCGAAUGCCUUUUGACAGGAGCAGGGAAUCCCAGUAGAUGUGUGACACAAGAAGAUGUAAUUAUCUAUCUGCAAUGGCUGGUGUGCCAUUUCUAUUCUGUCACAACUAUUCACAACUACUUAAGGGCAUUGCAGUACCUGCCCAUGUCCCAUCAGAUUGAGGUUACACCUGAGAAGCUUUCCGAUAUCCUGGCAGAUGAUGAGGAUAAAAUCAGUAUCGCUACGCACCUUUCCUCUUUCCGUGUGCCCACGCGGCCUGGUACGACCUUUUCCAGUGUCUCCGGAUCAGCUGGAAAAUCUGCUCUCCUGUCGUCAGCUGGAGCCCAUGCAAUCUCAACCUUCAAGAGCAUUCCUGUCAUGGAUUUUGAAGGUGUAUUUAAUGCUGAAGUUAACCAUUGUCUCCCUGUGCACAUGCUGAAGAUUGAGGAGUUUAAGCAUCAGCUUCAGUACCUUGUGUGUCACUUCAGCAUCGAAUAUGAUGUGGAUGAUAUCAGAAGCACUGCCAAUGAGAUGGAACUGUUCACACUGGUGAUUCGAAAAUUCAGAAGCAUUUUUAGCAAAGAGGAAACCAUGAAGACCUUCCCAGCGUACGAUGCUUUUGAGCCCGGACUCGAACACUGGGGAAUGAAAGGCCCAAGUAUGACUCUGAAGAAAGAAGCAAAUUGGAUCCCCUUUUUAAAGAUCAAACCAAAGCAAGAUCCUUGGCAGCAAAAACUCCUGACCAAACUGAAGCAGCAGAGGUACCUGGAUGAAAUCCUGAGACUGCAAGCACAGUUCCUCCAGGUGUCUGACCCAGAGCGAGUGAUGGACAUACUUCGACAGCAUGCUGCGGCUGUACAUGAGCCAAGCACUAUACAGCCAUUGGCUGUUACCUCACACCCUUCAGGUCAAAACACCAGUCACAUCUGGAGCAAAAUUUAUGGAAAUGCCGAGCUUUAUCAGGAGCUGAGGCAACAGAAGAGUGGUUCACCGGUAGAUUUCAGUGACGAGGAUGUGGGUGGUGUCAAUCUUAACAAGGGUGCCAAUGCGUCGUCAAAAAAGAACAGAGAUGAAGGUUACAACCACACCAGAGCCAUGAAGCUGCUGGGAUUGGAUGAGGGGAGUGAGGAGAAUGGAAAAGACCCGGUGAUGACACAGGGGGCCUACUUGUCCCUCCUCUUCCUACGCCACCUGAGGAUCCGCGAGCUUCAGCGAAUCUGUUUAGGGACGCUGAACUACUUCAGAUCGAUUGAACGAACCCUGACCAUCAAUGUGUCCGGUUUAACCCUGAAUCGGGGCAAACCUGUAUGUACUGCAGAGGACACGUGCCAGAUCAGUGCAGCAAAGGGUGGCUCAGGUGUGACAGAUGGCAUAGGUUCACAUGGUUACCUACACAACACACCUGCAGACUACAAGGUGGAUCUCACCAAGUUUAUGGAGUUCUCAGAAAUCGAGAACCAUGAUGAUUUCUAUGUGAAUGAGGACAGCUUCAUUCACGUCCAGGAUCAGCGAGGGUUUUUUGUGAUGUAUGACGUGGCACUGAAGGAUUUAAAAGAGUUGGAAACCCAGCUGCUGCUACUUGCAACCCAAUAUAUUGAGAAAGGCCAGAUAGCCCCUCCUGCAGGAGGCACACCGUGUGGGCCAGUUGACCUUCCAGGCUGGGCUCGCCUCUCGGUCGAUCGAUUCGCAGUUUUGCUUGACCUGUGGAAGUGUGAAACAGCUUUUCAGGAGCACAAACGGCAGCUCCUGGAUGGUUAUUUUGAAGCCUAUCAGCAUGUCUUCGAUGUGGAGGACCGCUUUGCCUUGGCCCAGGUUAUCACAGACAUCAUGUACCAACGUCCACGGUUUAAUCUGAGCAAUGAGUACUUUGUGCAGACAUAUCAAGCUGAAUGUACCUGCCUAAAGCUUCAGUUACAACUUAUAAGGGACAUGUUGAACAAACAGAUAGAUGAUCAGCGAGAAUACGUGCAGAGGAUUUGGAGGGACAGCAACCUGAUGGAGAUGGGUAUUGAAUUUGGUUUACCACUUAAUGUCAUUUCUAAACAACCGGUUGCCAUUAACAGCAGUUGUCCUGCCUUGAAAAAGAUUUACUUACUAGAAUUCCACCCAUCACUGGGGAUGGCCGCCCGCGUUCGACAGAUGUUGGAAUAUGCCUACAACGAAUUGCGACACACGCACAGGCCAAAGACGGCCGACGAGUGCAUCGGUCUGGAGAAGCACGUCCUUAACCUGGCAAUAGAAAAGUGGUCAGCCAUGGAAACACCCGAGUCGACCUACAGCGUCCAAGUCCAGAGGGAUCUGUUUUCAGGUGUGUUUAUUGAAGAUCCACUCUUUGUCAGAGAUGUCGGGCUUUCAUUUAUAGACGCUACAGAAGAGGGUGAAAGCAGACAAGGAGCAGAUAAACAAGCCUUUGCACUGCACACUUUCUGCAGACUGCUGGAGAUCAUCACACUGCGCCAUCGCCUGAUGGAAACUGCCUCUGAGGCUGCCCUUUUAGCUCAAUUAUACAAGUCUGUGGCUGUGCAGAUGGGCUUUGAUGAGUUCCAUCUCUAUCUGCGGCCAGUGCAGUUUGAAUUUGCAACCCACAAGGAGAAAGCUGACCAGCCACCUCCGGUCUUCAUCACUAGUCUACUGGACGAUGACAGUAGCAUUGACAGGUAUGCUCCCUCAAGCCUGUCAUUGGCGAUUCAGGAAGUAGAUGAAAACCAUAUAGGAAAAUUCAGUUUUCGCACAAAGGAAGCAGUUCUUCAGCUGAUGGCUAGACGUGGAGUGGAGAACUUGCAGGCGGCUUUGGCUUGUCAGACUGUGCAGAAGAAUUCACUGCUUGCCGUGGUGCAGCAGGCUCUGUUGUGCUCUGUGGAGAAAGCUGCCCAGCCCUUGGAUCCUAAGGACAGGUUGUUGGGUUAUCGGAGUCAGGACAACCUCGCAGGUACAAGCCGUGCCAGCACUGCCAGAGAAUCAGAGAGCCAGCAGCUCGCCGUCCCACUAGGAAGUGCCUGCUCCCUGGGAAUUCGAAAGCAACCUUCUGUUGCCAGGAAGAGGCCUCCGGAGGCAUUUGUUUCCAUCCAGCUGGAAAAACUCACACCCCGGGACUUGAUGCUGAAUCACUUCCUUCAGAAGAAAAGUGUCGCAGGGUUGAUCAUGAAAAAUGAUGUGGAAGUGGAGAAAAUCAAAAGAGAAUUAAUUCUCGACUACUGCAGCAAAUUUAAUGAGCGCAUGUCUCAGUAUUCUUUACGCGGUCAGAUUAUUGCAUACUACAGUAGCUUGCUGGGUUUACUGCAAGACUUUCCCGCGGCUGUCAAAACCUACUUCGUGUUGGGCCAACCUCAAGAGAAGAAAGGAGAAAGUGACUCUGAGUUGGGGCUGAUGUCGGAUCCCAGGAAACUCCAUCAGCGCCCUCGCAGUUUGUUGUCAACAGAUGGAAGAACAUUUCUUAAUCUCUGGUACAUUCCUCAUCAUUCUGAAGUGCUUAUUAUGUUUAAAACCCUGGAACAAAAGGUUUGCCGGAGAGCUUUGUACCAAACUCUGGAGAUAGUGGCUGCUCUCCAUGACAUCUUCUCGUACUUGUGCUGUUUCGCACAGCUUGGCAGCUCCCCCAGCAUUGUCUCUCAGAAGAUGCAGCCACUGGCAGCAGUCUGGGGAGGACUUGAAGGCAUUGGUUUGGAGCUUCAGGAGAUUCAAACUCAGAUGGAUAACCUUGCUAAUCCAAGAGAUCCUGCCACAGUGGCAAAGUUUCUUGUUCUCAAGAGGGAUGUUAUGUUCUUGCAAUUUGAUGCUGCUGUUCGCCACUCAAUCAGGGAAGCUUUCCUUUCUGCUGGAAACAUAGCAGCAUUUCAGGCUGUCACAGAUGCGAUGCAUCAAGCACUACCGGUUAUGAGUAACUCUGCGGUCAGCAACCUGUACGGUUCAUUGCUUCCUCUGCCACAGCCAUUGGAUGCACGGAAUCACCAGUCCCUUGCACUGUUUCCCUGGAGAGCUUUCCUAGCUAGGGAAGGAUUCCUACCAGGAAUGAUCAGCAACCUUCAAAGCAUAGAGCAGAAUAUGCAGAUGUGCUUGUGCAUGCUAAGUGAUCGCGAUCUGAACGUAGCCAAUGGCGAACUUCUUGGCGUCUCUCUGCUAAUGGAAGAUGUGGUUCAGAGUGGAAGCGAAGGAUUUCUGUUUCCAGAGAAGGAUGUGGCCACAUGUGAUGAGACAGAAGCCAAAGCUGAGGAGGUCUCGAUAAUUCAAGAAAAGGAAGAUGCAGAACAAUCACCUAUCAACAAAUCACUGACCUCUUCGAAAACACUCGAGCCCAUAUCGAUGUACAAGGUGCUCAAAUCCUUUUUGAUAUUGUGGAAACAGCUUGAGGUAUUUAAGGACGAGUGGGGCAGGCUGAAGCUGGGUGUGAAGACCAUCAACAGUGUGACCCUCUACAAACAGUUCUGCAAAUUAUAUAGACAGGAAGUCAUGUAUCCAGCUAUGAAACCAAUAGCCCAUCGCUUAGGUAUGGAAGUCGAGUACGAGAGAAUGAUGCUGAAUGAUCAGCCAUUGCUGCCACCAAAAGGGACAUCAGAAAUGGAAAUAAAGACUCGACAGCUGCACAAACUGCUCGAGAGUUUGGAAGGUUACAUGAUCCGAGAACUUCAGAAAAAAAUUGCAAGAGAGUUGUCCCUUGUUAUGUCAGAAAGAGCUAGGGGAGAAGCAUCUCUGUCAACAGAUGACUGGAAACAUUCAGUCAUGACUGAAAACUUCUCAAUUACAAGGCCGCAGAUUGUUGAAAAAUUUGUUCAGAAACUGAAAGAAAAUUCACGGGAGACUGAAAGUGAGAUUACUUUCAGCAAAGAUCAUUUAAGCAACUGCCUUCUGACUCUAGCCUGUGAUGUGAUGGGACGGGAGCGCAGUAACUUUGAGACCUACUCCAUGUGUUACGAGAAUAUACUUCGCAGAGAGCACCAGCUGCUUUACGAGAAGGAACAGGAAUUGAAAGGAAUGCAACAAUCUCAAACUCCCUCUGCAACACCCGAUUCCCAGUUAGCUCAUUUCAGUCAUCAGAUAAUCAUAGAGAUCACAGCUCUUCGAGCAAAGUUGACUAACCUGGAGGAAGAGAGCACAAGGCUGAAAGAGGAGAUGAGGAACGAAGUGAGACAGGAAUAUGAUGCUUUGGUGAGGCAUCUAUUUGCAUCCUGCUUUACAUUAAAGCAAAAACUUGAUGACUAUCACAUUAAAAUGGACAAAGUGGCCUGCAAACUGAUCAGUGAAGUCAGAAGAAAUGGAGUGGAAAACAUGAUUAUUCUCAAGAGGAAGAGUGGCUCCACAAGAAAUGAUGACAUUUUGAAAGAAAACCUAGCAUGGCAAGAUCAGCUGCAGUCCUUACGAGAAGAGAACAGCCAACUGCAGAGACUGGUGUGUCAGCUGAAAACACUGAACUGUUGGAGAAUGACAGCAAAACAAGAGAAGUUUCAAAGAUCCCGCGCUGCUUUGGAGCAGAAAGUUACUCAAGUCAAAGAGGCGUAUCUCAACAUUAAAAUUCUUGCGGAAGAGGAGAAGAUUCUUCUGCAGCAACAGCUCGUAGCUUUGAGAAAGGCCCUCAGCAGGUCGAAAUCAGAAAAUGAGAGAACAAGGAAAGAACUGGAAAAAGAGAAGCAGCUGCUGAGGGAAUACCGGCACCGGGCAGCUCAGGAGCUGAAGAGCCGACAGAAGGUGGAAAGCAUGAAAACAUCCAACAUGGAGCAGCUGCUGGAUGACAUGCAGGAGAAGGAACAGAGGCUAAAUAUCCUAAACAACAAGCUCGAAACAUCUUCCAAAAUCGUUCAAAUACAGUAUCAUAAAAUCAAUAAGGAGAUCAAACAGGUACGUUGUCAGCUGUCUCAUGAGCGCAGCCUGAAACUGGAUGCCUUCCAACGGGUUGAUGAAUUGCAAAGUCAGAUGCACAACAUUGAGGCAGCAUUCUCCCUCAAUAGUGUUGCAGGUACUGGAAUAGCAACACACUCACCAAUGAUUUCCAGAGACACUCUACAGCGCUGCUUGACUACUGCUCCAAAGAACAUUGAUUGCAGUGGAGCCAUUAACAGGGGAGGAAAAAGAAUACAGCGGCCAAAAACAGCAGCUGUGGAGGCCAAAUCACUGGGUACAUUUAAGGCAGAGAUCGAUUCUUGAUUGGUCGGGGCAUGGAGAAGGCAGUAGAUUGGAACUGAGAGGAAAAUGGAUCAGCCAGGAUGAAGUGGCAGAGCAGACUCGAUGAGCCAAAUGGCCUAGUUCUGCUCCUAUAUCUUAUGGUCAAUUGCAGCCCCUGGACUCCAGUGAAGAGACCUCAACUACUGCUAUGAAGGCUAUAUCCCCCCCCCCCCCAAAAAAAAAUCAAAACAGCUUUCACAGCUAUGGGCACCUAGAGCUUUGUUGGACAAAGGCAAUGAGCUUUUCAGUAGGAAAUGUUUAAUUUGUCUUGAUUUGAAACUGUUUUGAUUAAACAUUGGGACAACCAAUAUAUUUUUAAAAAUGCAGGCUUCUUCUGGACUGGCAGAAGAAUGAACACACAGAAUAAGCCUUUCAGCCCACAAAGUUGUGUCAGCAUUAAUCAAAAUUGAUCAAAAUCAAUCUAACACUUUCAUUCCACACAGUUCUUCAUUUUUCAUUCAUCAGUGAGCUGACCCAAGAGUCUCUUAAUGUAUCUACUUCUCCUACCACCCCUCACAGUACAUUCCAUGCUAAAAGCAACUUACAUUUGACAUCGGCCUCAUUUUCCCUCCAAUCACCUUAAAAUUAUGCCCUGUCCCAUUUGCCUUUUCUGCCCUGGGAAAAGAUUACACACUAUUUAUGCCUCCUCAUCUUGAAUUCCUCGAUCAAGUCACUUCUGAUCCUCCCCAAUUCAAAGACUUUAGCUCAUCAACCUUUCCUCACAAGACAUACUCUCUAAUCCAGGUGGCAUCCUGGUAAACCUGCUCUGCUCCAAUGUUUCCACAUCUCUUCUAUAAUGAGGUGACCAAAACUGAAGACAAUGCUCCAAAUCUGGUCUAACUAGAUUUUUAUAGAACUGAAACAUAACCUCACAGCUCUGGAACACAAUCCCCAAUUAAUGAAAGCAAACACACCAUAGGCCACCUUAAACAGCCUAUCAACUUCUGCAGCAACUCUCAAGGUCCAUGAAUAUGGGCCCCAAGAUCUGUUCCUCAAAACGUUUAAGGUUUCUUCCAUUAACCUGGUAUUCCAGUGCAUCACUUCACACUUUGCCACACUGAAUUCCACUCAAACCAGCUCUUCAUUCUAUCUAUGUCCUGUUGUAACCGACGAUGACCUUCUGCACUAUUCAUAACACCUUGUACUUCUAAAAAAAACAAUGCAGACAGGGCACCAUUCAUCACCUCUUGUCCACUGUUAUUCAGUAAUAUCAUCGCUGAUCUUGAUACUCACCAAUACUUUGCACCAGUUGAGGGAUUGCAGAUUGCAUAACCAAUAACCACUUUGCAGAACCAAUCAGCCUUAAAUAUAUUAACAGAUCCUACAGACUUCCUGGCUCAAUUGCUAAAGUUCAUCUCAUCAGGAAGAGGAAAUCCAUUCUGAAUAACUAAUUUCUCUUUGAGGCAGAGCACCCAAAUUUCAGGCACUCAAGUCAACAGGAUCCAACUCCACAAUUAACCAUAUAAAGCCUCAAGAACUUUUUUAAUGUUUCAAUUCCAUCAUCUCGUUCUUCUGCACAGAAUAGGCCUGUCAAUUUAAUCUAUUCGCAUACAGCAACUCUGCCAUCUGAGGAACUAAUCUAGUGGUGUUAGUUAUAUUCCCAAUCUCCUAAAUGCAACUUGCUUCGACAGAGAUCAGCAAGCUGCAGCACUGGAGUAAAACAUCACCAACCUUCUACACAAAUGGCCUCAGAAGUUUGGUUUUUCCAAUUGCUUGAUGAACCUUCACCCCUGUACAAGGAUAUGCACAUCCCUCUGAAUACCAGUAACUUUCAAACUCUAUUUUUAAAAUGCUGCUUUUAUUAAACUCUACCAAUGUUACAUUACAUCCCGUAAAGACAUGCAAAAUGCUCCCAUUACCCCACAAUAAUCUCUCCUGCCUCAACUAAAAUGUGAAGCUCUGCCUAUUUAAAAAUACAAAUCAGAUAAUCCAAAGUGAAUCACAUGUUCCAGUCUAGUCAACAUUCAUUGCUUUUCUCAUAGAACAAACAGUAAACCAUAGAACAUUCAGUGCAAUUGUGGUGCUGCUACCUAUAAGUUAUCACCAUAUUGUGCUGUGUGACUGGACGACGACUAGCGAAAUGAUUAAUUUAACUUGUUUCUUUGUAACAGAUUACAGUUGCAACAAUCCACUUCAGUUUAAUGGGGUAACUGGCUUUAAUUGAAAGUCUCGAGUCACCUAAUCAAGUUCUGAAAUGAUUACGUUGCUCAUCUCAGGCAUGGAGAAUGAUGAUUCUGAAUUUCUGUAAAUAUGUCAAAAUAACAUAGAAGCCAGUUCAGGUAUUCAACCAUUUUAGCCAAUACUAGCCACUAAAAAGUUUUACCCCUAAUCAGUGCAUCAAGUAAAUAACAAAUGAGUAAAAUACCUUAAGAUGUUCAGUUUUGUAGCCUGCUUACUGAUCUUUGAUUUGGUGCAGUGGGUGAUACUGCUGCCUCACCACUCUAGGGAUCCAGGUUCAUUCCUGGCCUCUUGUGUGGCAUUUGGACCUUCUCCCAGAACUGCAUUGGUUUCCCUUCAAGCACACUAGGUCACAGACAUUUGAUGGCCAGAAGAUGAAUUGUGAUGUAGAUUUCAAGAGAAUUGGGUGGAAUUGAUGGGGAAAUGAAAUCUUUGGGAUUGCUGCAAGAAGCAGGAGGCCAUUCUGCCCAUCAAGUACAUGUAAUCUGAAAUAUAUGCAAAUAAUAUUGUAACAUCUUUCUAUAUUUCUAUGAUAAACAAGGUACCAACCAGACUUCAUAAUAAGGUGGUGGAAGCAUUAUUGCCAGAACUGGAGGAACCAAGGUAUCAGAGCCUCAUCCUGGAGUUGAAAGAUUACAAAUUAAACCAGAAAUAAUUGUGCGACAUCCAGACAGGCAAAUUGCACGGACAAUCAAGAAAUUAAAUCAAAGACUUGGGAGCAGACCAUUCACUGUCUGAUCAUUUCAUGAAAUACUAGAAUUUUUGAAAACAGGUGACUGACAAGAUUUUAGACAAUGAUGCACAGUACUGUGCAAAAGUCUUAGAUAUAUAUCCCUAUGAUGCCCAAGACUUUUGCACAGUACUGUAGUAAUUUCACAUACUGCACUGUACUGGGUCUCUGUUGUGGCCCAAAAGUGGGAAUCAUGUUUGGGAAAAGGGGAAAGGAGAGGGAAACACCAGAGACACAUGCUGUAAUGAUCAAUAAACCAA
Molecule: messenger RNA, 10033 nt
Organism: Hypanus sabinus (Atlantic stingray)
Lineage: Eukaryota; Metazoa; Chordata; Chondrichthyes; Myliobatiformes; Dasyatidae
Gene: ccdc162
Exons: 49
Coding region: 104-6847 (2247 amino acids)
Source: RefSeq, a predicted model, not a curated record